Molecule: messenger RNA, 1312 nt
Organism: Drosophila gunungcola (fruit fly)
Lineage: Eukaryota; Metazoa; Arthropoda; Insecta; Diptera; Drosophilidae
Product: E3 ubiquitin-protein ligase Topors-like
Exons: 2
Coding region: 180-1190 (336 amino acids)
Biological process (GO): protein monoubiquitination; protein polyubiquitination
Molecular function (GO): ubiquitin protein ligase activity
Source: RefSeq, a predicted model, not a curated record
GGAAUAGGCUAGUGUGUCCAAGUGACAGAAGCCAGGGGAACGUUGGAAUCCGAUUUGAGACUGACAAUUCCAGCAAAUUGCUUUGGCCAGUCACUUCGAGCUGAAGUUUCGUUGGAGUUGCACUAAAUUACAUACAUACAUUAUUUUGUAUAGAUCGGGACUUAGUUAGGCCAGUAGCUAUGAUGCCCCUUUACAUGGUCCAAUGGCGAGUGUACGUCUAUGCCAACUCGCUGUAUUCGCUGCCGGAACGCCAAAAGCCCGACUAUCGCGAUUGGUCGCCGCAAUUUUUUAGCCGUAAUCCCUUCGAGAUCCAUCGGGUUAUGAACUGGGUGAACCGGGAUAUUUCGGUGCUCGUUAAAACCGGGAAGUCGGAUGUGUUCUGUCUGUACGAGACGAUCCUCAGCCUGCUACCCCGUGUCAGCAUGAAGAGCUCAAGCUUCGGCUCGGAGCUGUCCAGCUACUUUGGCCCCAAGACCCAUCAGUUUGUCCACGAGCUGAUCAACUUUGCCCGAUCCCCGUACAACGACCUCAUUGCCUACGAGUGUAACACCCAGUACAGGGCGUUGCCGGAGGUUGAGAAUGCCCCCAGCACCUCGUCGAUGGCCAGGGUGCGCCAGGAUUUGUCCUUGAGACUGCACAGCUUUGUGGAGUUCUCGCGGCGCAUCAACCACGACGAUUGCGGGGGCUUCGAGGCGGACCUGGAGCUGGAGGAUGAGGACUUCGGGGAGCUGCAGGAUCUGAUGAGAGAGCAGUUCAAUCACCCUUUGCCGGGGCCAAGUGGCCCGGUUACACCAGCUACUGGUCAGGGAGGUCAGCAAACGGCGGCCCAAACAGGCGGACAAACCCAGCAGCAGCAGCAGCCGGCUCAGCAAUCCCAACAGCCAGCAGCACAGGCAGGACACCAAAACCAAAACCAGCAGCAACACCAACAGGCCACGCAACCAGGCCAUCAGCCGGCCACAUCCUCCGGUAGCAGAAUGCAAGUGGAAGAUCUGGAUCUGGAGAUGGCCAUCGAGCGCAGCAUGUUCGAUGCCAGGACAGGACAGGAUGGCAAUCUCGUCCUGCCGAGCGGACGAUUGAUCCGUUUGGGCAAUGCCCGUUUAAUGCGCAAUCUCAAUGCACACGCCAUCGGAUCCGUAUCCGGAUCUCGGCAAACUGCCGUUCGCUCCCGUCGUCGUCACCCGCGCUAGGAUAAACCUUUAACUACAAUGUCCUGUUGCCACUUUUUAAGCUCAUGUAUAAUACAUAGUAACUAAUGCGCUGAGAUCUCUAUUUAUGCUCGCGAACACGGCAAAAAAAGGGUUCAAAUAGC